AUGACGCCAUAGCGCCGUCCAGCCAAUCACAUUACACCUCGCCUUAGAUCUAAAAUCUGCGUCACUUGUGACAUUAUUUGGUGCGCGCGCACGGGACUACGGUUCGACCCACACGAUCCUUUUAUUUAUUUAUUUAUUUAUUUAUUUAUUUAACCGUCCACUCAGCAGCUGGUGUGGGACAGGAGUGUGUGAUGACAGACGGGUUUUGAACUAGAUACAUACGGUUUGGUUAUUUCGCAACGAGAGAGAGAGAGAGAGAGAGAGGGAAAACAAUAAUAACAACAACAAUAAUAACAACCGGCUCCGGUUUCCGCCGCAGCGCGAGACAGGAAGAUCAGCUUCACUAAUGAUGUCAUCGUAUUAUCAUCAUCCAGGGAAGGAGGCGGACAUGGCGGAGCCGCUGUGCCUGGAGAGAGAUGUAUGCAGGGUAAUUGAGUUGCUGGACCGGCUGCAGAGGAGCGGCGAGCUGCCUCCCCCCAAACUGCAGGCGCUGCAGAGGGUGCUUCAGAGCAAAUUCUGUGCUGCCAUCAGAGAGGUCUACGAACAGCUCUAUGACACGCUAGAUAUCGUUGGAGGACCCGAAGUGCGAGCUCAGGCCACCGCUAAAGCAACGGUAGCUGCGUUUGCAGCCAGCGAAGGCCACGCCCACCCACGUGUCGUAGAGCUUCCCAAGACGGAUGAAGGUCUGGGCUUCAACAUCAUGGGUGGAAAGGAGCAGAACUCGCCCAUCUACAUCUCCAGGGUGAUUCCAGGGGGCGUGGCCGACCGACAGGGCGGAUUGAAGAGGGGCGACCAGCUGCUUUCCGUCAACGGAGUGAGCGUCGAGGGUGAGCACCACGAGAAGGCUGUGGAGCUGCUGAAGGCAGCUCAGGGUUCAGUGAAGCUGGUGGUGCGCUACACCCCGAAGGUCCUCGAGGAGAUGGAGGCCCGCUUCGAGAAGCUGCGCAGCGCCCGGCGACGCCAGCAACACACCAGCCACUCAUCUUUAGAGUCUCGGGGUUAACCAAUCCCACCCAUGGGUUAACCCGUUGACCACUCCCAUUCCUCAAUCCUCCAAUGGGAAGACACAAGACUAGCAAUGCUGAGGAGAUGAGCGAAGAUACUCGCUUUAGAUACAUGUAUGUUAGUGGAACAUUCCUGAAACAGUAGACCUCAGAUAUCCUCUUUACGCCAUCCAUCUGUAGGGAGAGACUGAACAGAGUAUCCGGUUUAAUUUUUUUAUUUGUGUGUGGUGAUAUGUUUAAAAUGUUUAAAGAAACAGAGACCAACUAUAGCAAAGAGAGCAUAUUCACAGAUCAGAAGCUUGCAGUCAGGCUCCUCCAAGGGCUGUGUGUGUGUGUGUGUGUGUGUGUGUGUGUGUGUGUGUGUGUGAGAGAGAGUGAGUGUGUGUGUGUUUGAGUGUGUGCUCUGUCUCUGUACAUGACAUUAUGCUGCAUUACAGGUGUAGAUGACCAUUAUGGGGUAAAAGCUCUUCCUGACCUCACACUGCUCCGACCUAUACAGCUUUUCCUCGGCACUACAUGCCCAAAGAGUUUGUCUUAACCCUCUGAUGAAGUGACUUUGUGUCUGGAUGUAUAUAUAUAUGUGUGUGUGUGUGUGUGUGUGUGUGUGUGCAUGGAAACAUAUUUAGUGCUUGAGUGGCUCUGUGUUCACACUUUGUCACACCCUGUGCAUUAUACCGCUGUUCUGUGUGGAUUUGAGCUGCUAGUCAUGCCUGUUUACAUUUAUUUAUUUAUUUAUUUAUUUAUUUAUUUAUUCAUUCCUACAAUAAAAUCAGCAAUGCUAUCGAA
Molecule: messenger RNA, 1790 nt
Organism: Neoarius graeffei (lesser salmon catfish)
Lineage: Eukaryota; Metazoa; Chordata; Actinopteri; Siluriformes; Ariidae
Gene: lin7b
Product: lin-7 homolog B (C. elegans)
Exons: 6
Coding region: 347-1003 (218 amino acids)
Biological process (GO): maintenance of epithelial cell apical/basal polarity; protein localization to basolateral plasma membrane; neurotransmitter secretion
Cellular component (GO): synapse; cell-cell junction; MPP7-DLG1-LIN7 complex
Molecular function (GO): L27 domain binding
Source: RefSeq, a predicted model, not a curated record